Gongylonema pulchrum is the source of this 288-nucleotide messenger RNA. The record is from the annotation of a GenBank genome assembly. NCBI's taxonomy places the organism in Eukaryota, Metazoa, Nematoda, Chromadorea, Rhabditida, Gongylonematidae.
UUGCGAAUUGUUCUCUUCGAUGCAGCACUCGGCACGUACAAAAAGUUGCAGCAGCUAUUCGAGAAGUCGCUUUGGUUGUACCGUGACGAACGUGCUGGAGCUGUGCGAGGCAUAUUUGACGCUCUGCAGUGGCCGUUCCCGAACUCGCCAAUACAUCUGUUCGAAGAUCAGUACGACACGCUUCAAGGAAAUAAGGCGUCAUUACAGAGAUCUGUUGUUCACCGUUCGGCAUUUUCGAUGUGUUGUCGAGCUCCGCGACAAAACCCGAAUCAACAAGUGGCUAACUAA